AUGAAAAUCCGGUCGGUGAAGCUCCGAGAAGCCCACAAAGCCGCCAGCAAUGGCAAACCUUCUUUCUGCUCCAUCCUCUGGGAUCAACAAGCCUACCAUAUUGUUACUGCUUCCUCUUCCGAAUCCGCCAUAUCCAUCCACGAUUCUCUUCUUCCUUCAUCUACUCCGAAAAUCAUUCACCAUCAUCGUGAAGGGGUCACUGCGCUGGCUCUUAGCCCUAAUUCUACGUGUCUUGCUUCUGGAUCCAUGGAUCGAUCCGUCAAACUCUACAAGUUUCCCGGUGGAGAAUUUGAGACCAAUAUCACAAGAUUUACGCUGCCAAUACGCAUCCUUGGGUUUAAUAAAUCCGGAAGCCUCUUGGCAGCUGCUGGAGAUGAUGACGGCAUUAAGCUAAUUAACACAGUCGAUGGUUCAAUUGCGAGAGUUUUGAAAGGACAUAAAGGAGCCGUUACUGGGCUGGCGUUUGACCCCAAUAGUGAAUACUUGGCAUCUGUGGAUUCAAAUGGAACUGUAAUUUUAUGGGAACUUCAAUCUGGAAGCAUAAUACAUAACCUCAAAGGGAUAGCUCCACACACAGGUUCAGAUCCUUCCGUUAUGAAUGUUUUAAGCUGGAGUCCUGACGGAGAGACGUUAGCAGUCCCAGGUUUAAGAAAUGAUGUUGUGAUGUAUGACAGAGAUACUGCUGAAAAGCUGUUUUCAUUGAGGGGAGAUCACACUCAGCCGAUUUGUUCCCUGUCGUGGUCACCAAAUGGCAAAUACAUGGCUACUUCUUCCUUGGAUAGGCAAAUUCUGAUAUGGGAUGUUGAUCAGAAGCUGGAUAUUGAUAGACAAAAAUUUGAUGAAAGAAUAUGUUGCAUGGCUUGGAAGCCAAUUGGCAAUGCCUUGGCUGUUAUUGAUGUCAUGGGUAAGUAUGGUGUUUGGGAAUCAGUUGUUCCAUCUUCUAUGAAACCUCCAACUGAAGACAUCCCAAAAUUGCAAUCAAGGAAUAGCAACGGCUUGCUCUUGUUUGAUGAAGAGGAUGAGGAGCCUAGUGCACAUGGCAAUUCAAGCGACCUUGGAGAAGAUAGCCAUCAUGAAUCUGAAAUUCCAACUCGAAAAAGGUUGCGUAAACAUUCAACUAAUGAAGAAAUCUUGGAUGAGGCAGAUAGCGGAGAUCUUACCUUGCUCCCAAAGUUGGACUCCCGUAAAACAUCACAUCGAGUUAAAAGGGACAAACCAGCUAAUAUUGACGAGGGAACUGUAGGCAGUUCAAUAUAUAGUAGAUUGAAACAACAGGAAGCAUUUCAACCAGGAGCAACUCCCUUGCAGCCAGGAAAGAAACGAUUUCUGUGUUACAAUAUGCUUGGAAGUAUAACAACAUUUGAACAUGAUGGGUACUCCCACAUAGAGAUAGAUUUUCAUGACACUGGAAGUGGCCCAAGAGUUCCUUCAAUGAAUGACCAUUUUGGUUUUACAAUGGCUGCACUGGAUGAGAAUGGUAGCGUCUUUGCAAACCCUCGUAAGGGUGAGAAGAAUAUGAGCACUCUAAUGUAUCGCCCGUUUGGUAGCUGGGCAAAUAACAGCGAGUGGUCUAUGAGAUUUGACGGAGAAGAAGUUAAGGUUGUUGCAAUUGGUAGCAGAUGGGUGGCUGCAUUUACUAGUCUUAAUUAUCUUCGCAUAUUCACAGACGGUGGUCUACAGAAACAUAUUCUUUCCCUUGAUGGGCCAGUCGUGACCGCAUCUGGCUUCAAGGAUGAACUUGCAUUUGUGACUCAUUCUUCAACCUGUCUUCCCUCAAACGACCAGAUGCUAGAGUUCAGAAUAUUAAAUAUCUCUAAUGGAACACAGCUCUUAAGAGGAUGUUUGCCAUUAACUCCAGGCUCACAUCUCACAUGGUUUGGGUAUAGUGAAGAAGGAAAAUUGAGUUCAUACGAUUCUAAGGGUGUACUCAGAGUGUUUACAAGUCAAUAUGGUGGCAGCUGGGUACCAUUAUUCAGUGCCAAUAAAGAGAGAAAGUCGGAUGAAAACUAUUGGGUGGCUGGGUUGAACGCUAACAAGUUGUUUUGUGUGAUAUGCAGAAGUCCUGAGUCAUACCCACAGGUGACACCUAAACCUGUUCUUACUCUGCUAAACCUUUCGUUUCCUCUUGCUCUCUCUGACCUGGGCGCAGAAGCACUCGAGAAUGAGUUCAUGAUGAAUGAUAUGCAUCUCAAACAGAUCCAUGGCAGAAUGGAAGAAAUGGCAUUACUUGGAUUGUACGACACUGAACUGGAUGAUGAGGCAUUCAGUAUUGAAGCUGCUCAAGACAGAUGCAUCUUAAGGCUCAUUGCUUCCUGCUGCAACGGUGAUAAGCUUGUCAGGGCUACCGAACUCGUAAAACUUUUGUCGCUGGAGAAAUCAGUUAAGGGUGCAAUUAAGCUAGUUACUGCUUUGAAACUUCCUAACUUAGCUGAACGUUUCAAUGCUAUACUAGAGGAAAGAUUGCUUAAUGAAACCAAAGGGACUGUAGAAACCACCCUUUCAAGACCUACCUCCAAUGGAUCUGUCUUACCUAAUGUUGCAACCAGCGAUACACUAAAUUCUGCAGUAAAAGCCAAAACUUCAGAAGUUACUGUCCCAUGCUCACUUAAAGCCCCAAUACUCUCUGCAACUUUGUUUACAAAGAAACUCAAGUCUGAAGGAGCAAAGUCCAAUUCUGGAAAACAAGAAGAUAAACAAACUUCAGGGGUAAACGAGACACCAAAAUUGCACAACACAAAUGUAGCAGAUGCGAAAAAUGCAGUGUCAUUGAUUAAGGUAGAGUCCAGCCUUGAAACCAACCAACAUUUCAAGUCAUCUAAUAAUCAGAAUGUGAAGCCAGGAGGUGUAAAUCAAGUUCCAAGUAAUCGCCCCUCGAAUCCAUUCUUGAAGUCGUCAAUCAAGUAAUUUGCCUCUAAACUAGAACCUCAUUCACAUUAUAUAUAGAGUUCGUUAGAUGGGGUUAUAUUGUUCAAUUCGAGCUGGUUGAUCUUAAACCACCGCAUUGUUGCUUUUUUGAUACUUGAAUUUGUUGUUUAGGAUCUCUAGGAAGAUUAGUUCAGUGUAAAUUAUGAGGUGGUAGGAAUUAAGAAACAAUCCUUAUGUAAUGUAAUUAUAUUAAUUUGUCUGACCUGCAACUUUUUGGUUGUGACGAAUUCGCAAGCAAUGAGAAUGUACAGUUCUAUUAUCAAUA
Messenger RNA from Benincasa hispida (wax gourd), 3190 nucleotides. RefSeq names its product transducin family protein / WD-40 repeat family protein. Gene Ontology annotation, molecular function: chromatin binding; protein binding. NCBI's taxonomy places the organism in Eukaryota, Viridiplantae, Streptophyta, Magnoliopsida, Cucurbitales, Cucurbitaceae. Gene Ontology annotation, cellular component: nuclear replication fork. Gene Ontology annotation, biological process: DNA-templated DNA replication; DNA repair; mitotic cell cycle. The record is from RefSeq and is a predicted model, not a curated record.